Molecule: messenger RNA, 3289 nt
Organism: Sardina pilchardus (European sardine)
Lineage: Eukaryota; Metazoa; Chordata; Actinopteri; Clupeiformes; Clupeidae
Gene: jhy
Product: junctional cadherin complex regulator
Exons: 8
Coding region: 214-2682 (822 amino acids)
Biological process (GO): axoneme assembly
Source: RefSeq, a predicted model, not a curated record
UAAAUAGUUCUCCGUGCAUUUGAUCUCUAAUAUGAUAGCAAUGUGAAGUAUUUAAAUUCAGUUCAGUUAGUGAUUGUAUUAUGAAUUAGCAGUUCUCCCUAAAGCUUUCUGUACGACAGUGUUAACACCAGCUAAUGUUAUGUUGAUGGUUAACAGUUCCGUGUCAUGAUGUGAAUCACAUUGCGACGUGUGGCUGCACUUGGCGAUUUUGACAUGAAAACACGUCUAUGUGAGAAUAAUGCAAAUAUGCACUUCAGUUUGUUGGACUCUCUUGAUUUGGACACAGACAGCUUGGUCCAGGAAAAGGCCUAUCAGUUGGAGCUUCAGACGCGUAUUGGCAAUAACAUAAAUAUUCAAAAAAAUGGUUCAGAUCCCAAUUUGAAGCGAGAUCGUUUAAUUUACGACAGUCUGGAGGUGACACCUGACGUGGACGGCCAAACUACAAGGACAGACGAGGAAGAAGUGACAAGUGAUGACAGUGACGAGUAUGCAGACCUACGCUACAACCCUGACUGGAGGAGGAAUUUUGAGGAGGCGCGUCUGUUUCACAAGCUGCGGACACGGCUCUCCUUGGAGCAUGGUGUCCAUGAUGGCACUAAGGGCUCCGAUGAAAGCCUUGGGCAACUCCAGAGCCUGACCAGGAGGAGAAGUCGUGAAAACGUCAACGCUAUCGGUCACAGGGUUGUACGAUUUGGUGGAUCCACGGAGGCCCACGUCACCGUAGAGAAGCUUAGUGGCGUCCAGGCUGAUCUCCCCGCAUCCUCCUUCCACCUGCAUCCCCCAGAACAUCAGGUAGCAGUCAACUCCUCCUCAGCGACAUCCAGUCAAACACUGUCCCCACCUGCGUCAGUGGCGACAGGCGGAGGAGGUCACUCAAAUCGCACCCUGAAAGAGUCCCGUAUACCCAAGCCACAAAGGCAUCAGCAUCACAGAGCAACCCUCGAGGGACAUGACUUAACAGGUGAACCCCCAGAUCAAGGGGAAGAAGGCACUCGCCGAGUCAAAGACCAUCAAGGGGCCUUUCCUCUCGGUCAGAAGAGUCACUCACACAGGCGGUCAAACGCAAGGGCAGCCAAACCAAGGACGGACAAGGUGGAACUGAACAAGGUGACGCUGGGUGUGAACCGAUCCAAGCAGGGGUCAUACCUGAGAAGGCAUGGAAAGGGGAGUGACCAGCCGGAGCGAACAGAUGAGGCACAGGAGUCGGAGGAAGAUUCCAGCACAGACCGACGGGAGGACGAGGGGAGUUUGGAUUCCGAGCACCUGUGGCUUCAGAGGACCCAGAGGCUGAAGGUCAGUCAGGGCCAGGAAGAGAGGAGACCUCAGCCGAAGGGGAGACGUGGCAAACCUGCCGUGCAGAACCGGCCCAAAAGGAGUCACGCAGCUCAGACCAGAUGCCCGUUGAGCCCGCUCCCCGCCGGGCCUUCGGCUGCAGGGGAUGCCCACGCCGUGGCCGAGAUCCUGGUCAUCGACGAGGCCCGCCCCUCCAGCUACGCCUCGGACACCCCAACACCACCACCACCACCGCUACGGCCAGCAGCAGUGGCCCAGCAGCCCAGACGAUCCCCUCUCCCUGCCUCUCUUCCUUCCUCAGGCGGGACCCCUAUGGUCAACCUGAACAUUAACCUGAGCACCUCCAACGGCAGGGACUUCUUCCCCCACACCAGCAGAGAGCAGCACCAGCACCAGCACCAGCACCAGCACCACCAACAGCAGCAGCAGGCCGGCCUCCUAACGCUGGUCCCUCCCGGGGCCCCUCAGUGGGUGCUGAAGCCUCAGGUCCACCCCGUCCAACCUUUCACAGGCUCGGACAGCAGUCCAGGCCACUUCCCACUCCCUCCCCACGCGGCUGGCAUGGGGCAGUGGGCCCUGCUGAUGGCCUCCCCCGGCGCUGCUCCAGGGGCUGGACAGCAGGGCCUAGACAUGCUCAUGCCCCCUGCUGGGGCUCAUCUGUGGGGCCUGAACAGUGAGAGAGUGGCCGUGUGGCAGCCUAAUGCCGACUGGAGCCAGGAGCCUGCUGUGCAGACGCGCGAUCCCUCGCUCAAAUCCAGCCAUUCCACAGGGAGCGUGGGACCCUAUGCUGUGCUGCCCCCUAUUGGCAGGACGGUGGCAGAGGAGGAGCGCGUGGCUGGCGCGGCUCUGGCCGGCGUGGGGACACUCGGCCCCAGGAGCUGCUCUGAUGGGUACCUGGCUCAGCUGGAGAGGCAGAGGCACACAAAGGCACCGGCGGGGUAUAAGGUGUACACACUCAAGGAUUAUAAAAGUAUUAAACACAAUGUGAAGCUUGGAGGUCUUGGACCAAGUAAAGCUGUAACAGAAUCAACUGCAGAGAAAAUGAGACGGCAGAAGCUGUAUUCAGAUGUGAUCCGGCAGCAGAACAAGAGCAUAAGUAGGAUUCCCUUUCUACCGGCUCAGGCAAAGACACAGGCCCCGGAGAGGACUAACAAGGACACGACUCCCAGGACGAAGGCUCUGGAAUAUGCCAGAACUAUCGCAAAGCCGAAAGUGUCACCGAGGCCGAAGCAGGAGGCCCAGGAGACGCAGGCUGUGACUGCCCAGGCGCAGGCGGGCUAUUUGAGCGAGGUGGACAUGGGCCGGCUGACCCUGCUGGAGACCCUGCGCCAGCGGCACGAGCAGGAGAAGCAGGCCGUGGCUCAGCUCAACGCCGUCCACGCCGUUUAACCCGCCGCGGAGGUCGAGCGCAGGUUUGACCAGACGUAUAGGGCUUCGUAAGGGAAAUCUCUGAGCACUUUCUCAUCUUGAGGAGUAUAUUCUUUUACUCAGUCAAAUGAAAUUGCAUUUUUAAAAGUCUUGGCAGUGCAAUCUGCCAUAUUGGAGAGUCUCCAUCAGAACUCUGUUCCUCCAAACACAUGUUGACUGAAUUUUCAAUGAGUUGUCAAGAAGGAGCGAUGGAUGGAAAUCUUGUUAAAAUGUCCAUUCAUGACCUCAAAAUGCAUUCAUCGGAUAGUAUGUUUUAUUCAUAAAUAUUUUGCAAAAAAAAAUUAGCAGUUGGUCAGUGGGUUAAUCCAUGUGACAGACAAGAUUGAGCUCUUAUAAAUUCAGCAUCUAUUGGUAAUGGUUAGCGCUUCAGACAAGAUGAUAACAGAUUGCAUGUGUGCUAAAAAAAUCUACUAAUUAAGCAUUUUUCUCUGUAAGUUGUACUUUAUUAAUGUUUUGAUAUAUGUUGUAUGUACUGUCAUUUUUUCAGGCUCUAUCAAAAUACCUCACAUUUCAUAAGAUCCGUCUAGAGACGAAAAUUGAUUGAAAUAAAGAUCUUUUUUGUAGUUUA